AUGUCGCCCAGACUCAAGCCUUUACUCCUCCCACAGCUUGUAGAAGAGCGCCGGAAGUUCGAGGAACAGCACCCCGAUCUUGCGGAAGCCGAAAUGGACCACCAGUAUGUCUACUACACAGCAAACUCGUCAUCAUCCGACGUCGCCUCUCCCGUCACCCCAACGUUCUCGACCCGCGGACAUCUCCGCUACUCAAGCUCUACAUCAUCAAUUGACCUCCCGCCAACAUGCUGCAAUGACAGCCCAGCAUCACCAACGUCAACCUCCCAUUCCAAGUCCUCCAAGCGCCCUCUUCCGGAUGUGCAGGAGGAACCUGUAGAACGUGAUGAGCUUGACGAGAGCACAAUUCUAGCUGAGCAGUUCGACCUCUACGACUGUUUGUGUGAUGAGCCAUGCAUCCACCACGGUUACGAGAGCGCCGAGACGCUCCACAGUGUCUACCCUGCUGACUUCGACAUUGACUACGACCUGGGCUUUGGAAGCGACACCGACUAUUCUUCGACUUUGGAGAGGAAGCGGACCGGAACCGAAUCGCCAUUCUCUGGCUUGGCUACCCGCAUCGGAACCCGCUUUCCUCAACUGUCUCGGUGGAAGUCUACAAAGCGGUCGCAAUUGACUGCCUCGCCAACGACUGAGCUGACGUUUGAGACUGCUCACCCUGUCACCUCUAGGGCUGCGUCGAGCCGAUCGUCUUCACUCUCCGGGCCCUCCCGCCACAUGAACGAGCCCUCGAUCCCUACCCCUGCGACUUCGUUUUGGGAAAGCAGUGAGAGCGUGGAUGGCCCCGCUCCCAUUGACAUCGAAAAGGCCAACGAGAGGGAAAGCAUUGAACGCGACCGCGCACUGGCUUCGACACCUCUCCUCCCUCCUCUCCUCAACACGCCUCCAACCGAAGUCCCGCAGCCUAGCCCUCUCCAGUCUCCCACAGUCGCACCAACCAUCCUGUCUAUGGACGUUCCCUCAACUCAGUCAUUGGCCCACGUUGUGACACCCUCUCUCAGCACGAGGCCCUCGGUCUCCUCCUUCCGCCACGCUCAGUCGAGUCAGGAACUGCCCAUUGGCUUCCCAUCCAUCUUGCAAGACCAUGAUGAGUGGUCAGACCGGCUUGGUCACGCGAACUUUAGCAUUGCACCUCAACCAUACGAACCUGAAGAGGCCAACAUGGAGUCACUCCGUCUUCUGCGCGCCGACUGGGAAGCCGCUCGUGUUAACUACACCAAGCACCUCGUCCGAACCGGCGAGAACUACGGCGAGACUUCCAAGAUCUACGCCCUCACUGAGGCAAAGUGGUCGGAGAUUGAGAAGAGCUGGCGCGCUUUCCACGAGCAGACGAUGGAGCGCAUUGUCGCAGGCAGCAAGGCCAGCGCUCAGCGACCUGAAGCUCCCCGCAGCCGAAGCCGUGGGCGCGGUCGCGCGGGCAGCGGCGGCUCUGCCAUUCUGCGCCGCCCCACCAACGACGAUGUCUUUGCUAGUGAGCAAUGGCGGCGUUUGGAGGACGGCCUGCCAACCACGAUGCCUCGCCUUGUCGACGCCGAGGGCAAGUUCCCAGAGCGCGGAGACGAGGACAUUGUCGGACCUAUGGAGCGCGACACGAAGAUGAUCCGCGCUGGAAGCGAGGAGCGCAAGAGCAGUCGAUUCUGGCGCAACCUGGCUGGAAAGGUUGGCCUCCGAAAGUGA
Molecule: messenger RNA, 1677 nt
Organism: Colletotrichum chrysophilum
Lineage: Eukaryota; Fungi; Ascomycota; Sordariomycetes; Glomerellales; Glomerellaceae
Exons: 2
Coding region: 1-1677 (558 amino acids)
Source: RefSeq, a predicted model, not a curated record